Batrachochytrium dendrobatidis JAM81 is the source of this 2412-nucleotide messenger RNA. RefSeq lists its product as uncharacterized. The transcript has 9 exons. Lineage: Eukaryota; Fungi; Chytridiomycota; Chytridiomycetes; Rhizophydiales. The record is from RefSeq and is a predicted model, not a curated record. Bases 1 to 2412 code for a protein of 803 amino acids. Gene Ontology annotation, cellular component: cytosol. Gene Ontology annotation, biological process: cytoskeleton organization.
AUGAUUGUGCCAUCUGGAGCAUUCAGACAUACAGUAAAGCUACGACCACUGGCUUUACCUCCACCAAAACUACGUAAACCUACUGCAAAGAAUCACUCUCAGUUACAGGACAAUUCAUCCCAAAAACCAACACUUGCAACGGAUGAUGUCAAUACUGGAUCCUCAACUGCUGUUCCUAUCUACACUACUCUAGAAAACUACAAUCCUUAUGAUGUUGCUUCUGCUGCAUAUUCUACUGCAAUGUCCAGUGUCUUUGUUCCUGCAUCAACUAAUACUUCAUCCACCAAUCUUGAUGCUUACUCGAACAGAUUUCCUGACCAAUCCAAUACUGCUCCGUUGGUUCUUUCUAAUGUCAAACUCACUCAUGGUCGUCCAACUUCAUUCAUCAUUUCUCCUGGACAUGACAAUGAUUUGGAUAAUUUGGAUGAUUUGGAUUUCGAUAUCCACAAUUCCGACACUCAACACUGCGUGUUGGAUCAUAAACCACAAUUAUCUGACCCUGAGCAAGACAUUCAAUAUACGGAUUCAAAAAGUGAUACAACUGCAGUUUCUGAAACUUGGCCUUCUUCAAACUCGGCAGAUUCUUCAACUUUGAGUGGUACUGAUGGUACAUGGCGUGAUCGCUCAUCCACCUUGGUUGCUCCUCCAAAACCGCCAGCGCAUUGCAUUCCAGAUUACGAUUAUUGCCAUGUCGAAUCCGAUACUCUGGAAAAUGAGCUCAAUGAAUUUUACAACUAUGACGAUUUUGCUUUAUGCGCAAACGGAAAAUAUAUGUGGGAAACUACUGUACUGGCUGAUCAUAUACAUAGCGAUGUGAUUCAAGAACUGAUGGAACAGAUUAGUAUGCAACAUUCAGAUUUGCGUAUUGCGGCUUCAAACAAAUUGCUGUACUUUACACAAGGUUUAUAUCUUCCGAUAAAACUGCAAUCAACAUCGGAUCAACUUCAAGCCAUUAUCAAAAACAACAAACUUUUGUAUGAACUCGACGUAUUCCCCACUGUGUAUGCUGCAUUCCGUGCUACAUCGUAUGCAUUCGAAACAAUUUCCAAGCAGCAGGUCAUCACUACUGAAACUCAGUUGACUCUUGAUUUGAAUAUUCUAGAAGCAACUACUUAUCUAAGUAUCAUGUACUCGAUAGUAUUGAUCAAUAUGCGCGAUCCAGCAUUCAUCAAUGAGAUUUCAAAUCUGGAUCCGUAUAUACCACAAUUUCUGUUCAAGAUUCUUGCUCAAUUGGCUGAAGGAAACAGACAACACUAUCCAGUAAAAAAGCUUCUUUUAUUGUUGUGGAAGAUAUUGAUGACGAUUGUUGGAAGUGAUGCAGAUCUUGCUACCAUGACGAUUGAAGCGCGUAAAUUAAACGGAAUUGUUCCUGCUGAUUCUUCAUUAUACUAUAUAAAAUCCACACCACAGGACUAUCAAAAUUAUCAUACUAUUGCUUCUCAUAGGUACCCGGCCUACUAUCUUCCAGAUGCUGUACAUCAUUUAUCAAAUGUCACAUAUUCAAUGAUUGAUUCGCCAUCAGAAAAUGUGUUUCAAACAGUCUCGCCAUUCUAUGACUAUACAGAGCUAUGUCCAUCGCACGAAUAUCAAUUGCAGCCACUCAUAUUCAAGUCAGAAACUACCAUGCCCAAUCCAAUGCUGGAAGCUGUAGGUGCCUUUAAAAAAUACAAUUAUGUCAGUGUCGGAGCCAUGCAAAUUGCGCGAGAAAUCGAGGUGCUCAAUCAAAGUGGUUUGCCUGCAUUGAAUUCUGUUGAAAAUACUGUUUACCCAACUGCUCGGGUUGAUGGACAUUGUCCUCGCACAUACUCUGAAUCUAGGUCAAAAAAACCUACACCUACUUCUGGUUUAAGCCGACUCGAAAAGCUUUUUUCGAAUUUGCAAGAAAACCUGCCGCGCUAUAUGAGCAUGCUUGUACGACUGAUGUACUACUUGAAUUUAGCAUCCAACGAAUCUUCUCCCAAAGGAUUUGGUUUGGAUGAAGUACCCUCGACUGCACAAAUUGAUGCCAUACCACUCAAUGAUCGAACUGUAGUGCUCGAAUGGUUAGAUUCUGUUCGACAUCGUGAAACGGUUACUUUGGCUAUAUGCAGUUCCAUGCUUUUGCUGCUACGUGGAUUUAAGCGAUAUCACGUGCUGGCGUUUGAGUACAUGUGCCAAUUACUUAUGGAUAGCAACUGCGCUAUUUUGAUUGUAAAAAUGCUGAAUACAUGGUUUUCAAAUAUCCCUACAAAUGAAUCAUACAGUAAUUUGGGAGCUGGAAGUCAAGAACGACCCAUUGGAUCGACAUGGCUAUUGUAUCGACGUGAUCCUGCCCAACUCAAUUUUAUUGAUUUCUGUCGUGGACCACUUUCUCCUACUGAAUCUGCUACAUUUGACACAUCUCAUUCGACACCUGAUUUUCUCAACAGCUGA